Molecule: messenger RNA, 1191 nt
Organism: Leishmania braziliensis MHOM/BR/75/M2904
Lineage: Eukaryota; Euglenozoa; Kinetoplastea; Trypanosomatida; Trypanosomatidae
Exons: 1
Coding region: 1-1191 (396 amino acids)
Source: RefSeq, a predicted model, not a curated record
AUGGCCUCCGAAUUGCACUUCAAGGUCGAUGUAAAGGGGUGCGCGGCAGCCGCAUAUAAGAUCAACGAAGCGCGCGGUCACCUAAUGGACGCGAAGCGCGUGCUUCUCAAGAUCAAUGAUCAUCUACGCCAGAUAGACAUCAUCUGCCGUAUGCUUGGGAUUCACCCAGUGGGACCAGCUUCGCUGGCAGCACCGGUGCUGACGUUACCGCGCCCAGUGCUGCACACCUCUAUGGUAGUUCACGACAAGCCCUCGGCGAAGACUGCGCCUUCAAUGCUGUUGAGCGGCUCCUCUGACGACAUAUCGUCUCUUGCAGCAGAAGACAGCGCCGGCAAGCUGAGCAUCACUCCAUGGGGUUCUACAAAUGCCUGCACCUUCACCCCGGUGUCAAACAUGCAACACCAUGCGCACCUGAUGGUAAGCGUUCUUCCCAUUGACGUUAUAGUGGAAAAUGCUCUCAACUUUGUGGUGACCUGGUACAGGGAGGAGAGCAAGUGCACACCGCAACAAGAUCUCAUCCACAGCUGCUUGAAGGUGCGGUAUGUCUCGGAGAUAGAGGAGGAGGCUGACCGUAGCCGACUGCAUCGGCUGCUACUGACUGUGUCGGAGCAGGUAGAUCGAUUUAUCGUGAUGGACGAGUACAAAAAGUUUGUUUCCUUCUGCGUCGAUCAAGAACCGAUGUGGCUCCAGGCGGCUCGACAGCUUCAGGGGGAUAACGAGGCGCGGUUAAAGACAACCGAGAACAUCUACGCCCGCUUCCUCAUAGAGGACGUGGCUCUGAGGGAGAAGGGGCUCAUGCUUCAGGAAGCCACUGACUAUGUCGUAUCGCUGUGCUUUCUGGAGCAGGAUCAGCGGCUGACUGCCCAGGUACGCGCGGUAGAGCAUUGCCGCAACUGCCAGUUGGUACCCCAGGUGACAUCUGUGCCCUUCGAACCUCACUUGUGUCUGCACCACCAUCAACACCAUAAUGAGAGCAGUGCUACCGCUCCAGCAGGUCGCCCGACGGCGCCGCAACUGCAGAAGUCUCGCGGUGACUCCAUGGAUAGGCGCUCUGGGAACAGCAAAGGAAAAGGCUCGAAAAAGGUGAAGCCGUCGUUAUCUUCGGUGGAAGUGGACCCGUACAGAGAGCGCUGGCUGUCGAUCAUUGGGUUUCUUACUAAAGGGGAGCGAGGAAAGGCGGCGCUGCACUGA